AUGACUUCUGAAGGCUUGAUUUCCAGACCUGAAUUUUCAAGACUAGGAUUUGAAAAUGCGAUUCAAAAAGUAAAAAAAACAGCUGUAGUCAAUAAUGAUGCAUUAAUUUUGCUUACUUCCUUAAUGCAAAAAAAACUAGAGAACCUAUGUUGGGUUGUUGAUUUUAAACUGGACAAAGACAAUCACUUACAUGUCAAAAAAGCUAUGAGAAAAGCUUCAAUUGUUAUGUUUACAAAUGAAGAUCCUGCACUUGAUACAGCUAUUUCAAUUACUCAUGCUUAUCUUUACCUAGUAUUCACAGUGGGCAUUGAAAGCACAUCAAAAGUCGAAAGUUACAACUGGAUCAUUAAACAACAAUUAAAAGUGAACAGUACUCUAUGUGAGCUUGCUGAUCGACUCGACACAAGAUUAAAAGAAGAAUGUAAAAAAGAUCAAACCUACAUUGAAGAAUUACAUAGUAAACAAAAAAAUAAUCAACUAGUAUAUGAUGGAUUUAUCGAAGACCAAUAUGAUGCAUGUCUUAUUAUGCUACAGACACUUAUUGAUGAAGUAGAAUGGAAAGAUGUAUUAGAAAUAUAG
This is a messenger RNA of Cetraspora pellucida, 579 nucleotides long. Lineage: Eukaryota; Fungi; Glomeromycota; Glomeromycetes; Diversisporales; Gigasporaceae. The record is from the annotation of a GenBank genome assembly.